Molecule: messenger RNA, 5304 nt
Organism: Orbilia oligospora ATCC 24927
Lineage: Eukaryota; Fungi; Ascomycota; Orbiliomycetes; Orbiliales; Orbiliaceae
Exons: 4
Coding region: 1-5304 (1767 amino acids)
Biological process (GO): RNA export from nucleus; protein import into nucleus
Cellular component (GO): nuclear pore inner ring
Molecular function (GO): structural constituent of nuclear pore
Source: RefSeq, a predicted model, not a curated record
AUGGCUUCUAGCGGUGUGGCCUCAGCGAACAGACAAUUGUCUAGCAAAACCUUCGAUUCCGCGCUCGAAGAUGCUCUUAGAAAUAAUACCCCUCUAUUAUCCUGGAAGUCUGCCUUGCAUCGGUUAGAUACGCCGCGCUCGUCUGUCGCAGUUCGAAAUCUGAAAAGCUGGCUCCUCUCCUCUCCCCAGUUAUCGUCCCUGACUAGCUCAUAUGCCGCUAUCCCUCCACCCAAUGCUGCGAGCCAGCAGGCCUUCGAAACUAAAACAUCCAUGAUCAAUAUCACUGCCGAUAUCCUGAUUCCCAUAGCCGAUAUAAAAGAAGAUGCUUUGUAUCUUAGCAAAAGCAUAGACCUAGAUGAAUUGGAAGCGCUCCGAAUAUGCAUUCUAGAAUACCAGGAGAGGAGCCCCGCUCUUGCCUCUGUAUCUAAUGAUACUACUGAUAACCAACAGGCUCUCCUAUCGAUGUCGAUGUUUACAAAAUCCACCAACAGGCUGAAUGCUGCAUCCGAUAUCCAAACCCCGGAAACGCAAAGAAGGGACAGACAACGUAAUCUUUAUUUUUCUGAGAGACGUUUUAAAAUAAAAGUUGCAACUUCACUUGUGCGAAAUGUAGUCAACUAUGAUGCAAAGGCCCCAAGGAAAACCCCAUUCUAUGGUACUGCAAAAAAGAUACUCAGGAAGAUGAUUGGAGAAGGCAAAAAAGAUGGCAAGAGCGGGUUUGUUGAAGAACUUAUCGCGGACAUCAGCAAUUCUAUCAGUGCCGCCAAGGUCCCCAGGGCAUUUUCAGAAGAUAGACCGCAGAGUAAAUUUGUCGAAAACCGUGGGCACUGGGAACGACAGUUAAGCAAACCGCUCAAUUCCACCCUCCAGGAUUUCCUCAAUGCCAUUAUACCACUUGGAGCAAUCGUAUCCUUCGCCAUGCUUUCGCUGGACUCAUUAGAGGCACGGCUUACCGGUAACUUCACAUCCUUGGCGAAGGAAAUCGAACCAUCAGCUUCAUUGUAUCUCGAAGAAGCGGAAGCUGUUGGUCUAGUUCACGAGGUUCUGCUCGAAUAUGUAGGAGAACGGUGUUACUUACCUGCAUCCCUUGCGGGUUGGGCGUGGGCUAUUAUCCUGCGGACUUAUAAUGACAUCCAGGAGGAUGAAUUUGAGUUCUCAAACAAGGACCUAAAACAGCCAGGGACACCCUUACAGCGGAUUCACAAAAUUAUGGCAAAUAUAAUGGCGUCUUCAACUCAGGCCGAAGGACCAGCAUUGUAUCUAGCGAAGAAGGCGCUAAAAGCUAAUAUUCUAAAGACGGUUGAAAACCUCGUCCACGGGCUGCCAGGAGGGGGCGGGUGGUCACUUCAGAUGGAAGAAGAUGGCGAAAAGAUGAGGCAAAUUCUUGCUGGGUUGAUGCGGAUGGGAAUGGAUUUGCUCGACUGGGAUCUUGGAGCGAUAGAAGCCUUCGUCGCCACACACAAAACAUUAUCUCCGUUGCGAAUCCGUAAUAAAUUUCAAAAACUAGGUGGUGAAGAUGGAGAGGAGGAGAAUCCCGACGAAGAAGAAGAUCCUUCAGCAAACCGAGAUAUCACGAAAAGUUCAGAGGCGGCCCUCUCUCGAGGUGUAUGGGCGGAUAGGACGGUCAUCGAGAGAACUAUUCAUAUAGCGAGGGCCCGUUUCCCCUACGAGCCUAUCCCAUUUUGCGCUAUCCUUGGUGCUACUACACCUCGAGAGAUUGUCGACGAGCCGUAUAACCUCGGAUUCAAAUACCUAGAAGACCACAUGGAGUCCUUUACCUAUGCCCUACCACCGAACUUCCGUGGUACAGAAGUGGACGAGAACGACGCCGGUAAAAUUGUCCUUCUUGAGGACUUAAUGGUUGUUGAGGGGCGACGAGAGGACAGUGGCGGCGCCUUUAUCCUACCAGCCGGCAUAUUUGGAAGGAUUAUCAGCAGUGGGGUUAGUCCUCCUAUCGUUCGGUGGGAUUAUCGCUACUCAGGUGUUGAAUUUCUUGGGCGGCUUCUGGAACGGACACUGCUCGGUGGUACCCUACACGAGCCCUCUCUCGCCAUUGAGAUUUUGGGUAUCUUCGAUAACAUUUUAGUAUCGUAUCGAGACAAACCAGACAAUUUGGGAGAUUUUGAGGACAGAUUCAAUGCAACCAACUUUUUGGAGGGCGCAAGCAAUAUUCUGGCCCCUAAUAGCGACAUAAUCAGUGUCAUUUUGGACCUAUUUGAAGCAUCUUUACCAUUGUCCGUCAUGCUUAAAUCAGUCGAACUCUCUUCAGCUUGUCUUCGUGUUAUCAUCACGCUUAUCUCAAUUGUUCCUGGGAGGAUAUGGCCUUUGCUCGGCCGCUCAUCCCUUCUAGAGAGAAAUGGGCGAGGCGGUCUCUUAGGCAAGAUCUUGGAAUCUGUUGAGAUCGUCCAAGGGAAAUACACGUUCCUUCUAACAACAUUUUCGAUGUAUGAAGCACUGCUAUCGGAUGCAAUCGCCGGUGUAGUCUUCAGCGGCACUAUCGGCUCCCCCGGUAGUAUAGUAUCUGGGGCAGGCGUGGGAUCCGGAAUCAGUAAGGAGAUGCAGGCCUCGAUCCUCCAGGAUUGGACCAGAUUCUGGUGCUCUAUCUUCGAAAGCUUUACCACCUGGAAAUACCUCCACGUUGAUGAACGGCUCAUGCUUAACUUUAAGCUCUGUACAACCUUUUCUCGGGUCCUCAAGACGGUUUACGGGGUUGCUUCUGAUGAAAAUCAGGGCUAUGGUUUAUUUGAAGGGCUGGCUCCGUCCGUGUCAACAAUCUGCAGCACUUUUUUCAACCCGGCUAUCACACAGGCCGUGGACCCCCUCCUAUUGGCUAUCAAUGAAGGCUUGGAAACUAAAGACUCUACAAUAAACAAUCUGUUUAUCUUAGAUUGGAUCGACAGCAUAGUAGCUUCUUUAGAGUUUAGUUCUACGGCUCUCAAAGUGCAACACCUUCAGAAGAAAACCCCAAGUUAUCUCGAAGGGAAACUCUAUGAGCGGUCUUUAGAUCUAAUUGCGCUUUACGAGGUCGAUGAAACCUUCCGACGCCCUGUUAUAGAAGUACUGGAUAGCCUCCUUGAUGGCUCCGGGCUUUGGGUAGGAGAACCGCCUUCGAUUCUUGGGCAUAUAGGCUCAUCUGGCGCAAACCACCUUCUGGAGUUGAUUCAGAGGCUUGGUGGAAGACUAGGUGACGAGGAACUUGAGGUCUCCAUCUGGAAAUUCUUUUGUACAGUCAUCGCGAAUAAACAACAAGGUUUAUCUAUCAAAUUAGUGACCGGUAACAACCUCGAGGUGCCCAAUCCGACACGGGGCACGCCGGCGAGCCUACCAAAACGUGCAAAGUCUAUGCUAGCAUCGGCAUUGGAAACUCUUGUUAACAUUGAGUCACUACCCGGCUCGCUUCUAAUAUCGACGCUACAGGCUGUUUCAAUUGCGCAGGACUUUUGGGGUCCCAUCAUCAGCAAUCUACCGGAUUAUCCGGAGUUUCUCAAAGCAAUAACAUCUUACAUUGAGAAAGUGGUCGUCAAUUAUUCAGCGAAGACACCGCCAGCGAUCACGGAAAGCUGCAACAAAACGGCGGCGGCGGCCUAUAUAGCACAGAUCCUUACGAUGCACCUUUAUCAAAUAAGAGCAACCAAAUCCUCGGACCCGAAAACAAAGGAGUUUCUCGUAUCUCUUCUCCCAAAGCUCAAGUUCUACAUCGACCACGGCGCGGUUAUUCGAGGCUACAAAGCAAGCAUGCAUGGGCUCCUCUCCCUGAACCUCCAAAACAAGUGGCCCAACUGCCACCUUGAGAAUUUCCGAAAGAGUUCGAUGCAGGAAAGACGAUACGGUACUAAUUAUUUCUAUGACAUUGAGCUAGCCGAGCAUAUUUUAAGAUGGGAUCGUGGUUGGAAUAGCAUAAUAACCCGGCGUGCUAGCAACAAGGUCAUUGAAAUCAGAACGGGUUUUAAGCUUGAUGUUGAAGCAGUAAAUCUCAAUCUAGCAUUGAUCGAUUCUCAAGUGUUCCUCUUUGAUAUGUGGGCGAAUCUCGCCCUAGAGUUAACAUGUCAUAAGUUUUUCCAGAGUGCCGAUGGAUUCAAUACUUUGUCAAGAGUAGGCCUUGAUACCUUGAAGGCUACAAUUGGGGAGUCUACACCUCCCACAAUCUCGCCCAUCCUGAAUACGAAGCGAACUAGUUUGGCCUUUUCGCUCUUCCGACGACUUGGAGCCAUCAACCUUAACCAAAACCAAGCACAGGGGUCUUUCUCCAAGAUUCUGGAAACGACGUGGGAUGUUGCUGCUGCCGCAGAAUCUAAUUUCCUUUCGGGACUUAGCAAUGGUGGGAGCGAAAAUUCUCGCAACUUACUCCGACUCCUUUAUUUGGCAUUAAAUAUGUGCUUGAAUUCUAAAGAAGACCCCUCUCCUCGAGUGGUUUAUUUACUGGUUGGAAUUUUUGAAGUUGCUGUCGCCAGGGCAUUCAAGGUUCUAGCCAACGCAGCUUACGAGAAUUCCUCACCGUCCAUCGCUGGGGACAUGUUGGUUGUGAUUGGUAUCUUACAAACGAUUCUCUCAUUUGAUGGGCUUGAGCCGGUUUACGAGCACCUUGUUAGUCACAUCGCCAACCACGGCACGAUCCGAGUCGCCACGAUCCUUUUCACGUGGGCUUCGAAGUUGGUGGAUACGCCUGCGGAUGUCAAUUCGACACCCGACCCCUUAUACGGCGAAAUUAGCAUAAUGUUUCUCGUAAAAGUAUCAGCACUGCCGGUUUUCGCUGAACAGAUUGCUUUGAACUCCGUGUUUAACUCUCUAAGUGAAGGCGACCUUGCGAUGAAAAUUCAAGCCGGUCAAUUACUUCCAACUACUACACCCCGCCUGCAUAAUAUUUGGGCUAAAGGGUUUCUCCCGUUGCUCUUGAAUGUUCUUUUUGCCCUCAAGAAGCGUAUCGCUCCGGAAAUCGCCAUGUUUCUACGAUCAUUCAACAGGCAAAUUCUUUCGACAAUUACAUAUCUCAGUAAGCCUGAGUAUGUCGCUUUGUCACAUUUGGAAGAGGUGACAGAUCUAGUAGCUAUCCUAGUCCUACUAGAUCAAAUGGGAUCAUCGCCCGGUGAUGAACUCAUGAAUAGGGUACGGUCACUUGACACUGCUUGCGAACAGAUCGUCAGCCACAAGGCAUGGUUAGCUAAAGUCCUAGUCGCUACGAAUGUGGAGGAAGACUCCCUGCUACAAGAUAUACAAGACGGAAGUAAUAAGCUUUCUACAAAGGUCGGAAUGCAAGCAAGGUUGAUACAAAGGCUUAUUGCAUCAGUUGACGGCGAAGAGGAUUAG